Lolium rigidum is the source of this 3917-nucleotide messenger RNA. RefSeq names its product putative disease resistance protein RGA4. Gene Ontology annotation, biological process: defense response to other organism. NCBI's taxonomy places the organism in Eukaryota, Viridiplantae, Streptophyta, Magnoliopsida, Poales, Poaceae. The record is from RefSeq and is a predicted model, not a curated record. The coding region runs from base 1 to 3774 and encodes 1257 amino acids. Gene Ontology annotation, molecular function: ADP binding. The transcript has 4 exons.
AUGGCGGUGGUUGUGGCCACCAUGGUGGUUGAACCACUGGUCAAAAUCAUCGUGGAGAAGGCAUCCAACAACCUCCUCGACCAGUACAAAGUGAUGAAGGGCAUGGAGAAGCAGCGUGAUAUCCUGAACCGCAGCUUGUUAGCCAUCUUGGACGUCAUCACUGUCGCCGAGCAGGCGGCAUCGCACAAAGAAGGUGUCAAGGCUUGGCUCGAGGCCAUCAAGAAAGUAGCUUACCAGGCGAAUAAAGUCUUUGAUGAGUUCAAGUACGAGGUGCUUCGUCGCGAAGCCAAGAGGAAUGGACAAUACAAGGAGCUUGGCUUCGAUGUGGUAAAACUCUUUCCCACUCACAACCGUUUCAUAUUCCGUAACAGGAUGGGAAGAAAGCUCUGGAAAAUUGUGAAGGCCAUCGAGGUCCUUGUGACUGAAAUGAGUACCUUUCACUUUCAGCGUCAACAACAACCCCCUGUAUCCAACCAGUGGCGAGAGACGGAUCAUGAUAUCUUUGAUCUAAAGGAAAUCACCAAUCAAUCCAGAGCCAAAGAUAAUAAAAAUAUUGUUGACAUACUAGUUGGCCAAGCUAACAAUCCAUUUCUCACAGUUGUUCCCAUCGUUGGAAUGGGGGGUCUGGGCAAGACCACAUUAGCACAGCUUGUUUAUAAUGAACCUGAAAUUCAGAAGCACUUCGAUUUUCUGGUAUGGGUGGGUGUCUCUGAUGCCUUUGAUGUGGAUUCUCUAGCUAAAAGUAUAAUUGAGGCAGUUCCCGAGAAGAAGGUUGGUAGAGAAGCAACUCAUAGUAAGACACCGCUAGAUAGCCUUCAAAAUGUUGUGACUGGGCAAAGGUACCUCCUUGUGUUGGAUGAUAUCUGGAAACAACAGGUUCAUAUCUGGGAACAUCUCAUAGCCCGACUUCAACAUGGUGGCAGGGGUAGUGUGGUCUUGACUACAACUCGUGAUGAAGGAAUGGCUGAAAUAUUGGGCACUACUGAAGCUUAUAAUCUCGCAGCUUUGGACGAUACAUUUAUCAAAGAAAUCAUCGAGACAAGAGCAUUCAGCCAUUUGCACAAGGAAGAGCAAAGGCCUGCUGUGUUGGUGAAUAUGGUUGGUGAGAUUGUCAAGAGAUGUGUUGGUUCUCCUUUAGCUGCAGCAGCACUGGGCUUUGUACUCCGCACCAAGACCAGUGAGGAAGAAUGGAAAGCUAUUUCAAGCAGAAGCAACAUUUACACCGAGGAGUCUGGAAUCUUACCAGUACUCAAACUCAGCUACAAUGUGUUGCCGUCGCGUAUGAAACAAUGCUUUGCCUUUUGUGCUAUAUUCCCCAAAGGCUACGUGAUUGAUGUGGACAAGCUAAUUCAACUAUGGAUUGCACAUGGGUUUAUUGUCCAAGAAAAUCAAGUUUGUCUUGAAACUGUUGGCAAACAAAUAUUUAGAGAGCUAGCUUCAAGGUCAUUCUUCCAGAAUGUGAAACAAGUCAAAGGCACAGUCCGGGAAACUGAACACAUGGGGGUUUGUUAUUCCAUUACUACAUGUCAAAUUUAUGAUCUUAUGCAUGAUGUUGCAAUGUCUGUAAUGGAAAAGGAAUGUGCCUUCGCAACCGAGGAACCAAGCAUGCUUAAAUCUGUUGUCGUGACCAAGGAACGAAGUCAGAGUGAAUGGCUUCCAAACACUGCUCGGAAAUUAUUUCUGUCAUGCCAGAAACCCGAAAGAAAAUUGAAUAGAUCUCUGAAGAACAGCUCUGCAACUAUUCAAACACUUAUGUGUGAUAUCCCUCUGAGUAGUUCAUUGCAGCAUCAAUCGAAAUACAGCUCUUUACAAGCAUUACAGCUCCGUUUACAUAUACCAUCAUUUCCUCUGAAUCCAAACCAUCUACAUGUCUUGAGAUACUUAGAUCUCUCAAGAAGUUCUAUCAGAGCAGUUCCUGAAGAUAUGAGUACUCUAUACAACCUGCAAACGCUGAACCUCUCUGGCUGCAAAUUGCUUGGUGGACUUCCAAGACAAAUGAAGUAUAUGACUGCCCUUCGACACGUUUACACACAAUGUUGUCCAGCGCUGAAGAGCAUGCCUCAAGACCUCAGAAAACUCACAUCCCUACAGACGCUUACAUGUUUUGUAGCAGGUAGUGGCUCUGAUUGCAGUAAGGUUGGAGAGCUCGGGCAUUUAAAUCUUGGUGGUCAACUAGAGCUAAGUUCUCUAGAGAACGUCACCGAAAAAGAUGCAGCAGCGGCAAACCUCAUGGAGAAGAAGGAAAUAAGAGAGUUAACAUUAAAGUGGACCAGACGUCUUUAUUAUACAUCGAGUAAUGUGAAUGAUGCAAGAGUGCUGGAGAAACUAAAACCUCAUGAAGGGUUAUAUGCUAUAAGAAUACACUCAUAUGGAGCAACCACGUUUCCAAUGACGUUGGCUAGGUUGCCAAACAUUGGUGAGAUCCAUCUUUUCAACUGUUCACGAUUGAAAUGGUUGUUCAACCGUCACAAUGAUACAUCCUUUGCAUUCCCAAAUCUGAAGGAGCUUACACUAGAAGAUCUUGACAGUUUGGAGAGAUGGUGGGACACAGAUGAUGAUACGAUGCAAGGAGACGAGAUAAUGUUUCCUCUGCUUGAGAAGUUGUAUAUUACUGGUUGCGGAAAGUUGAAAAAACUGCCAGGACGUCCAACCUUCCCUAACCUUCAGAAUGCAAGUCUUCAUAGAUGUCAAGAGUUAACAACUACAGCUAAAUCACCAAAGCUCAGUGCGUUAAACAUGGAAGGACGUGAGGGCCAGUUGUUGCUGUGGGUAGCUAGACAUAAGACUUCAUUGACCAAUCUGGAACUGAGUAACAUUGAAGGCGGUGGCACGGAUGAGCAACAUUUGAUGGAAAAAACCAUGGCUGAGCAUACUCUAAGGGAAGUGCUGGACGGAAAGGAAAAAUGGAAUUAUCUUGAUUUUCCUCUAGCAGUAUUGGUGUUAAAAUACUUUAACUCAGAUGUGAUAGAGCUGUGUGCAUGUUUUGUACACCUUCAAGAUUUGUCAAUUUAUUGGUGCUUUGCGCUCGUAUACUGGCCAGAGAAAGAGUUUGAAGGAUUGGUAUCCUUGAGGAGGCUUCGGAUUGAUCGCUGCAGUGAACUGACUGGAUAUAGACAAGCUCCUGCUGAGUCAUCAACAUCGUCACAAACGAAACAGCUCCUGCCAGGUCUAGAGUCUCUGACGAUAUGGUGCUGUGGCAGCUUGGUUGAGGUCUUCAGCAUCCCUCCAUCUCUCAGGAGAAUGAAAAUUUCGGGGUGCAGUAAGCUUAAGUCUAACUUCGGCAGGAGGGUGCAGCAGGCACACUCAGCAUUGUCGAUUCAUCAUGGGUCAUCUAAUAUACAGGAAGUUUCAUCCUUAUCAUCGCCUGAAGCCUGGGUGGAGCACUUAGAAGAAUUAAAAUUAGAUAUGUGUGAUGGCUUAACAGGGGUUCUCCAUCUUUCCCCGUCCCUCAAGGAAAUAGACAUAAGGCGCUGUGAUGGGUUGACAUCUCUGGAAUCUUGCUCGGGAGAGCUCCCAUUGUUGGAGCUCCUUAAACUUCGUGACUGCAAUACCCUAUCAUCCCUACCGGAUGGGCCGCAAGCAUACUCAUCUCUCCAACGCCUUACCAUUACAGAAUGUCUUGGUAUGAAGACGCUCCCUACAAGCCUGCAGCAACGGCUGGGCAGCAUGCAGGAGGAAGACAUAGAUGCCCAUCAUUAUGGAAUUGAUGCUGAUGUGCCUAUCCCAAACCUGUUGAAACCGAAGACAUGGAAGUAUGCCAUCUCUAGAUAUUAGAGAAACACGGGAAUAACACUUUGGAACACAUACAGCCAGGGAAGGGAUCACUUGGAGUAGAGCUAUUCAUUUGCAAGACAGCCAGAUCCUGAAGUGUACGCCCACAGCCCCAAGACAUACUGAAGUUGUGAGAUCCGUAAUCA